Molecule: messenger RNA, 4856 nt
Organism: Pristis pectinata (smalltooth sawfish)
Lineage: Eukaryota; Metazoa; Chordata; Chondrichthyes; Rhinopristiformes; Pristidae
Gene: nktr
Product: natural killer cell triggering receptor
Exons: 16
Coding region: 63-4424 (1453 amino acids)
Biological process (GO): protein peptidyl-prolyl isomerization; protein folding
Cellular component (GO): nucleus
Molecular function (GO): peptidyl-prolyl cis-trans isomerase activity
Source: RefSeq, a predicted model, not a curated record
CGCGGCGGAGGGUGACAGCGCCAUUUGCGGGGUUCCGAGGUGUGCACAAAGUGUAUACCGUGAUGGGGGUGAAGAACCGCCCGCAAUGUUACUUCGACGUGGAAAUAAACAGGGCUCCAGUGGGCCGCAUUGUCUUUGAAUUAUUUUCAGAUGUCUGCCCCAAGACCUGUAAGAAUUUCCACUUUCUCUGCACAGGUGAAAAAGGAUUAGGAAAAAAAACUCGAAAGCAGCUUUGCUAUAAGGGCUCCACUUUCCAUCGUAUUGUAAAAGAGUUUAUGAUCCAAGGUGGUGACUUCAGUGAAGGUAAUGGACGAGGAGGAGAAUCUAUUUAUGGCGGAUACUUUGAAGAUGAGAAUUUUGUGCUCAAACAUGACAGGGAGUUCCUGUUGUCAAUGGCAAACAGAGGAAGAGAUACCAAUGGCUCCCAGUUCUUCAUAACUACAAAGCCGGCGCCACAUCUAGAUGGUGUACAUGUCGUCUUCGGCCAAGUGAUAACCGGUUUUGAUGCCAUCAAAGAAAUAGAAAACCUGAAGACAGAUGCUGCCAGCCGCCCGUAUGCAGAUGUCCGAAUCAUUGACUGUGGAGAGUUUGUCCCAAAAUCUGCAAGUCAUGUGACUGAACGCAAGAAAAAAGUCACCAUCUCCUACUCCUCGCACGAAUCCGCAACCAGCUCAGAUUCUUCAACGUCUUCUAAGUCCUCGGACUCAGAGACGGAAACGGAAGAAGAGAGGGAAAGGAGAAGGAAACGGAAAAGGAAGAUGAAAACCAAACACUCAAAAAGACGAAGAGAAACCAGGAGCAAAAAGAGAAAAGUAUCAUCCAGCCAAAAGAGCAACCAUAAUGGCGUGGACGAGGAAGAUGAGAAAGACAGAGAUUUAAACCCAAAGCGACAGAAACUAUCUGUAAGGCCUGAAGAGAUUCCUCCAGUACCAGAGAACAGAUUUUUGCUCAGGCGAGAUGUGCCAAAACCAGAUACUGAGCCAAAGCUUCAGGAGCCACCUUCAACAGUUAGUGAGCAGAAACCAGUGGUGUCGAAGUCAGGCCGUAAAAUUAAAGGCAGAGGAACAAUGCGUUAUCGUACUCCUUCAAAAUCUAGAUCGCAUUCGGAAUCGGAACUGGAUGAGGAAACCAGUGAAACACCACCUCACUGGAAAGAAGAAAUGCAGCGCGUUAGAACAUAUCGAGCCGCCAGCUUAGAGAAGUGGACCAAAGGAGACAAACUGAAGUCAGAGUCACGACGGUGGAGUGACAGAUCUGCUUCCCCGUGGUCUCGAUCAUGGUCACAUGAUGGAUAUUAUUCAGACGACCGCAGGAGGAGAAAGUCCAGCCGCUAUAAGAGACCUAAAAAGGAGAGGCGGAAAAUCAAAGCAAAGAAAAAAUCCAAGAAGCAGAAGCAUUCCAAAAGGCAAAAAAGCCACAAACAUAAAACAAAGGAGAUCUCUGUACCUUCAGAAUCUGUUCGUUCAUCAAGCUUCAAGACAAAGUCUUCACUUGAGCAUGAAAAGAAAUCUCCAUUGACAGCUUCGUCAAGGCACUCUUCAGAAAGGGUAUGGUCUGGAUCUUCUAGUCAUCUAUCUUCUUCGGGCAGUACGGCAUCUCGGUCCUGUUCUAGAUCAAAAUCCGGGUCCAGGUCUAGAUCAAGGUCUCAUUCUAGAACUAGGACCCGAUCCCGGUCCAGAUCGGGGUCUAGAUCUAGGACCAGUUCCAGGUCCAGAUCCAGGUCGAGGUCCAGAUCCAGUUCAAGCUCCAUAUCUUCCAGAAGUAGAUCCACAUCUAAAUCAAGUUCCAAAUCCAAGCACAAACGGAAGAGAAGUUCCAGACCACAUUUUGAAAAUCUAAACCAGAAGAAACUUGAUACAUCGAGGGUAGGUUCAAAGGAAAAUGAAAAAAUUGUAACGCAUGCUGCUGCGGUUGAAGCUGUUCCUGCUGUUCCAUUAAGUGAGAGUCCUCCACCUUCAAGGUGGCGACCGGGGCAGAAGCCUUGGAAGCCUUCAUAUGUUCGAAUCCAGGAAGCCCAGGCAAAGCUAAGUGAAACAACACCUACAUUGAGCAGUAGAGAUUCCAAAUGUUCCAGGGAAGAUGACCUAUCUCCAUCUUUACGGAAACAGCAUCGGAAUUCAGAAACUAGAAGGCAUUACAAUUCUGACCACGAAAGCAAUCGAAGUUCAACUUCAGGCUAUCAGAAGAGCUCAAGGAGUAGGGGGUUUAGUUCCAGGUCAAGGACUCGGUCCUCUUCUGGGUCAAGGAGUCGGUCUAGUUCUAGGUCACGGUCUGUAACUAAAUCCCCGUACUGUGAAUCCUCUUAUUCCAAGUCAUCCAGUCAUUCAUACGAGUCUGAAGAAGCUUGUGUGGCUAGCAGUGAAGAGAAGUAUGGAAAAAUUAAAAAGAAGAAUUCUGUUUCUAGUAAGCAAGAUAAAGAGCGGCAAGCAAGCUCUGCAGCCAGCAAUGCAAGCAAAGAGCGUAACACUGGAAAGAAAUAUGAAAGCAUUGAGCGCAGUGUGUCAUCCUCUCAUUGUUCUAGUGAGAGUGAUUCGGAUGAAUAUGAGAGAGAAAGGGGAAAAUCAGAAUCAAAAAGACUCGUUGUGUCUAACUCUAAGACAGAAUUUCCCAAAAAAAAUCGCAGCAGCAAAAAAUCAGAAGGAAAAAGUGACCGUUCCAGCAAAAGUUCUGCCAAGGACCAUUUAAAUGUGAAGGCAAUUUCAGCUGAUGAUCAGGUACAGAAGUCAAGGAAGAAAUCUGUGAGGAACAAAUCCUCUGAGAGGAAAUCUGCCUCGGGGUCUCAGAGUAAGGGUGAGAAAUCUACAAAAAAAGUACACAAGAAAGCAAGAUUGAAAUCUGAAACGGAGUCUGAAACUGAACGGAGUAGGAACAGUAAAGUGCAGUCCGGGUCCACCUCAGAAGAGGGAGAAUUGGUUCAGAAAUCUGAUGUCGGGGAGACUGAAGGGAAGGCGUCUGGAGGAGGAAUGAACUCGAGGUCUGAGGUUUGCAGUGCCAAAUCUUCCGCAUCAUCUGGCUCCGAAGUGGGUGGCAAGCAGCCGUCGGGCAGAAAGGCCUCUGUUUCCAGCAGCUCUUCAGGAUCAGCAAGCGAGAGUGAAAAGAGGCGGAAGAAGAAAGUGAAGCACAAACUUAAAAGUAAGAAAAAGUCAAGAUCCAAGAGCGCCAAGUUCAAGAAGAAAAGUGAAAAGAAGAAGGUCAAAAAGGUGCAAAAGACGAAGGAAAAAUUCCAUUGGCAACCUCCUCUGGAGUUUGGGGAAGAGGAAGAAGAGGAAACAAAAACUGAUGGGCCUGGCACACUUGAUGGGAAAUCUAAAGUCAGGACUACACCGCCCAAAGUGGGAAGCCAUGACACUGAAACCAAUGUAGUGAAUUGCACUGCCUCAAUAAAGGUCAGCCACACAGUCAAAGAGAAUACAGAACCCCAUGAAGCACCCCCUGUUACCUCAAGCCACAGAAAGGAAGUGGAAUCACAGCCAAAACAGAAGGGCGAUUCAGUGAAGGCUGAAGCUACAGUAGCAAAAGCACCAGGGGCAGCAGAGAAAGCCAGGACCCCACACCAGAAUGUCAGGAGCUCCACACCAGAGAAGUGCACUUCUGUCCCUGUGGCACAGAAAGGCAGCGAGGAAGCAUCACUUUCUGGAGCUGGUGAUUGCAAAGGAGCAAAGGGCACUGGAGUCAAAUCAGACAGCAGUGUGUCAGCAGAGAAAGGUGAGCAGAAUAAGAAUGAAAAGAAUGGUGCUGAGUCUGCCCAACCACCUGACGUCAAUGGGAAUGCAACAGAAGGUAGUACAAAGACAGAGAAUGAAUUAACGGAUAGUAAUAAAUGGAAACCUUUAAAAGUAUUACCAAAUGUACCAACAGCCAGCCCCGUAGUUAACACAGAGGUUAAGGUGGAGGCUGCUGAAUCCGAUAAUAAACCUCAAGGACUGAAAAUAGAAAUCAAAAGUAAAAAUAAAGUUAAACCGGGCUCCCUCUUCGAUGAAGUUCGGCGGACGGCACGGUUGAACCAAAGGCAGAGAAACCAGGAAACUUCGAGCGAGGAAGACUCGCUAUCGAGAGACAGCAACAGCAGGUCUCGUAGUCGAAGUACUUCACGUGGUCACUACAGAUCCAGCUCGAGGGACAGGACGCAUUCCCGCACGAGAUCUCGGUCAAGCAGUAGGUCAAGGAGUCGCUCAAGAAGUUACAGUUCUUCCUACAGUAGAACAUACAGUCGCAGCCGCUCUAGAAGCCCAUCUUCCAGCCGUCACCGGCGAUCUCGGUCAGACUCUUACGAUAGUUACGACAGUAGGAGCAGGAGUCGGAGUCGAAGCCGCAGUUACCACAAAUCGCGAAGGUCCAGCCGGGACAGGAGCUACAGGUCAUACCGCUCGUACAGCAGAGCGACCGGAGUUAUACUCCCGCCAUCGGAGCCACAGCGAGAGUAAGCAGGUACAGCUGAUGGACAGACCUCCAACUCCUCGUCCCUCGUGGAACACUUCCCUCCUUUUCCCCGCACAGACCCGGAACUAUUUAUUGGCGACCGAUUCAUUGGAGCCUUUUCUUUAAACCUCGGGGAAAAAACUGCAGUGAAGGCAGAACUUGAUGGUAAUGCUGCAGUGAGUUGGGAGGAAAGAAGGGGCUGUUUUGGUCUUUGUUUUUUUUGCAGAAAGUAAUGAAUUAAACUCUUUGCAACUCUCACUGAGAGGAAAUGUAAUUUGUACCUGCAGUUUUGUAUGUAAGCAAUAACAUUUACAUUUAUGUACUGUACUUACUGCAUUAUUCCGUCACAGUUUAAAGGGAAAAAAAUAGUAAAUUUUCAUAAUUCUACCUGGUCUCUCUCCAUUUUUGUCUCCAACCCUGUUUAUUAAAAGGGUAGA